This is a messenger RNA of Silurus meridionalis, 2101 nucleotides long. It is a transcript of the gene chrna3, whose product is annotated as cholinergic receptor, nicotinic, alpha 3. Gene Ontology annotation, biological process: monoatomic ion transmembrane transport; chemical synaptic transmission; signal transduction. The record is from RefSeq and is a predicted model, not a curated record. Gene Ontology annotation, molecular function: transmembrane signaling receptor activity; acetylcholine-gated monoatomic cation-selective channel activity. Gene Ontology annotation, cellular component: synapse; postsynaptic membrane; neuron projection. Bases 90 to 1751 code for a protein of 553 amino acids. The transcript has 6 exons. NCBI's taxonomy places the organism in Eukaryota, Metazoa, Chordata, Actinopteri, Siluriformes, Siluridae.
CCCACCGAUGUCCUUCCUCCUUUCUCUCUCUCAUCUCUUCUCAAAAAGAUUCAUGGAUUAACCUACAAGGACUUGUUUGGGAUUUCAUCAUGAACACUACGCUCUUCCUUGUCACCCCUGUGUGCUACUUUCUCCUUUUUAAUAUCCUUUUCCACAGUGGAACGUGUUCUGAGGCUGAGCAUCGACUCUUUUCUGGCAUCUUUGCCAACUAUAACCAGUACAUCAGACCAGUUGAGAAUGUCUCUGACCCAGUCAUAGUCCAAUUUGAAGUGUCCAUGUCCCAGCUUGUGAAAGUGGAUGAAGUUAACCAGAUUAUGGAGACAAAUCUUUGGCUAAGACACAUAUGGAAUGACUACAAAUUGAGGUGGAAUCCCAAAGAUUUUGGAGGUGUGGAGUUCAUCCGUGUUCCUUCUAACAGGAUCUGGAAGCCAGACAUUGUGUUAUAUAACAAUGCAGUGGGAGACUUCCAGGUGGAUGAUAAAACCAAAGCUCUUCUUCGCUACAAUGGAGAUGUCACAUGGAUUCCUCCUGCCAUUUUCAAAAGCUCAUGCAAGAUUGAUGUCACCUACUUUCCCUUCGACUACCAGAACUGCACCAUGAAGUUCGGCUCGUGGACUUACGACAAGGCCAAGAUUGACUUGGUACUUAUUGGUUCCACAAUCAACCUGAAGGAUUUCUGGGAGAGCGGAGAGUGGAUGAUUAUUGAUGCGCCAGGCUACAAGCAUGACAUUAAAUACAACUGUUGCGAGGAGAUCUACACGGAUAUUACUUACUCGCUCUACAUCCGUCGUCUGCCCCUUUUCUACACCAUUAACAUGAUCAUCCCUUGCCUGCUCAUCUCAUUCUUAACUGUUCUCGUAUUCUAUCUUCCAUCAGACUGUGGGGAAAAGGUGACACUUUGCAUCUCAGUUCUCCUCUCCCUCACUGUCUUCCUCUUGGUCAUCACUGAAACUAUUCCUUCUACCUCUCUGGUAAUUCCACUAAUUGGUGAGUACCUCCUCUUCACCAUGAUCUUUGUCACACUUUCCAUAGUCAUCACCGUUUUUGUGCUUAAUGUGCAUUACCGAACACCUAAGACCCAUUCCAUGCCACGUUGGGUGCGUCAUGUAUUCCUUAGCCUCCUUCCCAGAAUUAUGUUCAUGACCAGGCCUGAGCGAGGUCCAGGAAAGCACAAAAGUUUCAGAGCUUCUCAUCGAUCAUGUUCUCUCCAUCCUCCCAAUACCUUUCCCCAACAUAUGAACAAGCAGCAUGGCCUACCAGGAAGCCUUUCUCGGCGCACUCCGCUUUUGCUCAGUACCGAACUCAACACCCUGAGUGAAGCUGUUAAGGCGACCUCAAGUUUCUUAUGCAGAGAUGGGAGAUGUACCUGCUGCAUGAGGCAGCUCUCUACUAAACUACCCACAGAUGGAACUGGAGUGGCAGGAGUGGGUACUUCGGGCGCAAUUAGUGGAGCAGCCAUAAUAGUAGGAAGUGGAGCAGGAGGAAGCAGCCCUUGUUCGAGCUCUGAUUCUUUGGAUGGGGGACUUUUGACUCUCUGCACACUGUCACCAGAAGUUCAAGACGCUAUCGAGAGCGUUAAGUACAUUGCAGAGAAUAUGAAGCUGCAAAAUGAAGCCAAAGAGGUCCAGGAUGACUGGAAAUACGUGGCCAUGGUGAUUGACAGAAUCUUCUUGUGGGUGUUUAUCCUGGUGUGCAUUCUGGGAACUGCAGGACUCUUUUUACAGCCCCUUCUCAUGGGAGAAGAUAUGUGAUUCUCCAUGAUCUUCUUAAACAGACUUGAGAUACCGUGGAGGGUGUGGAGGGUGUGGAGGGUGUGUUUGACUUUAUAAACAUUAAACCAAGGACAUCCAGAGCACUCAGUAGUCCUUGUAUAGUAGCUUCCUAUUUUUAUUUUUAUUUUUUGAGAAGACUUCCAAGAAGUGAGUAAAAAGAAAACAACAUUUUUCAACUAAUUUCUUAAGCACCUAAAGAUCAUUAGAUCUAAAAUUUCACAAAGAAUUGUGGUUCCAGAGUUUUUUAUGUAGUACAUUGUAUUGUUAAAUGUCAUAAUGUCAUGAAUGACUGGAUUUUCAUGCUUGUUUAAAAAUAAAAUAAAUAAAAG